AUGAAACGUGAAGGCCGUUUGUCGAGGCCAUGGCUUGGCGGCGUGAUGUUGGAGCUCGCACUUGAAUUCCACCUUGUUACCUUCUUCCUCCUUCUCAUCAACUUCUGUGACCAGCUUGUCGACUACUCCGACCAGUCUCUCACCUUCCCAGACCAAUUACUCAGCUUCUUCGACCAGUUUCGCGACUUCAUCGACCAGCGCCUCGGCUUCACCAACCUGCUUCUCCUCGACUUCAUCGACUCGCUUCUCAACUUCUCCGACCAGUCAUCAUCCUCUCAGACGGGCUUCACUAUUUCUUCGACCAGCGUCGCAGUUUCUGCAAUGGUUCCGCAACCGGCUCGACCAACUCCCUUCUCAGCUCCUGCAAUGGCUCCGCAACCGGCUCGAUCAACUCCCUUCUCGGCUCCCUCCUCAGUUCCCUUCUCGGCUCCCUCCUCAGCCUCCUCACACCUACCACGACACACCGACGACAUGACAAUUUCGCAAUUGAUCCGAUCGGCUUCCGCCUCGGCUUCGUCACAUCCACCACCACCACAGAACAGCGACACGAUGGCAGCCUUUCCAUUCCUCGAUUUGCCACCCGAGAUAAGAAUCAUGAUAUACCGCGAGCUGCUCGUUGGCGAUCUCAUGUCGAAGCAGAUUGACACCGCGAUCUUGCGAGCGUCAAAGCAACUCAAGACUGAAGGCGAGGAUGUUCUCUACGGCGAAAACGAGGUGUGGGGCGACUUGAUGGUCAUCGACGACGACACUGUCUUCAGGACACAUGUGCCUGGCAUUCUCGACAUAUGGGGCGGCAUUGAGCCGGGUCGGACUACUCUCAUUGACCACAAGAUCAUCAAAGAGCGUCGACCCCUCGGUGCUGUCAUGAAGGUCUUCUCUACAAUUUACGCCAAGUUUCGUCGAUUUCGGUUCAACCUUUGGAUCGACGACUGUGAGAGCGAGAGGUAG
This is a messenger RNA of Zasmidium cellare ATCC 36951, 948 nucleotides long. RefSeq lists its product as uncharacterized. The record is from RefSeq and is a predicted model, not a curated record. Bases 1 to 948 code for a protein of 315 amino acids. Lineage: Eukaryota; Fungi; Ascomycota; Dothideomycetes; Mycosphaerellales; Mycosphaerellaceae. The transcript has a single exon.